Messenger RNA from Capsaspora owczarzaki ATCC 30864, 1184 nucleotides. RefSeq lists its product as hypothetical. The record is from RefSeq and is a predicted model, not a curated record. Gene Ontology annotation, molecular function: protein-cysteine S-palmitoyltransferase activity. Gene Ontology annotation, cellular component: Golgi apparatus; endoplasmic reticulum. The transcript has 2 exons. Bases 88 to 1077 code for a protein of 329 amino acids. Gene Ontology annotation, biological process: peptidyl-L-cysteine S-palmitoylation; protein targeting to membrane. Lineage: Eukaryota; Filasterea; Ministeriida; Capsasporidae.
GUCUCUGUUUCACACAAACCGGAGACUUUUGAAACACAAACCUCUCGUCGGCUACAAAGGGGGCGCUUCCACCCAGCCGGGGAUCCCAUGGUUGUACGCGCAGACCGCCUCCCAGUCACCUUCAUGGGGUUGGCGAUCGUGUAUGGCGCAGUGACCACGCUCUGGUGCCUGCUCCCGACGCUGUCCGAGACGCUCACCCAGCCGUCCUCAAGCUCCGUCAUCCGCCGUCUCGUGCUCGGAACGACGCUCGGGCAAGCGUUCAAUGUGAUUGCGCUGCUCUAUCUCGGAGUGAGCAUGACCUUCAACUGGAUCAUGUCGAUCGUGGCAACGUCCUUCAACCAUCCCCAUGAUGCAGCCGACAGCAACCACGCUUCUUCUCAUGAACAUGCUCAUGGAGAAGCAGCAAUCCAUCAAGCAACCCAUUCAAGAACGUUCUGCGCAGCGUGUGGCCAACAGCGGCCGUUGCGCACCCACCACUGCUCUGCUUGCAACCGGUGCAUUGCUCGGCGCGACCAUCACUGCUUCUUCGUUGGCACGUGCAUUGGCCAGGAAAAUCAUCGCUACUUUUUGAGCUUCUUGGCGUUCAGCUGGAUGGCGUGCACCUGGGUUGCGGUGCUGACAUUUUGCCUGCCCAUUCCGACGGCCGAUUCAUGGUGGCUUGCCGUUGCGAUUGGAUUUGCGCCCUGGGUUCGCAUUGCACUUGUUCAGCUCGGCGUUCUCAAUCUUGCUGCAGCUGGGCCCGUCGUGCCAAUGUCUCUCUUGAUUUUGCGGACGCUCACUUGUACGAGUAGCAUUGCCGCGCUGCUGAUGCUCGUCUACCAGCUCCGGGCCAUUGUGCAAGGCCAAACCGUGCUCGAACGCCGGCGCCAAACUGCUUCCGCCGCAUUCGAAGACCUCGGCGUCAAGGCGAAUUUGCAGGCUGUUCUCGGAGUGCAUCCUAGCUGGUGGUACAGUUGGAUUGUGCCUCACUAUACCAAUGCUGCGCACGCUCAGCAGCUGCGCGCCGUCUUCCAAAAAGCACAAGGCCCGCCAUCCACCAACGAAUUGCCAAAUUCGCAACUUGUAAAAUAUCAGUAACUUUGCUAUUUUUGUGUGUGUUUGAGCUUCUUUUGAUUUUAUAACAUGGCAGCCAUCGAUGAUACCGGCCGGGUCAUUAACAAGGUGAACAAAUCUAAUGGUCAAAC